AUGAAGAUUCACAAUGGAGAAAAAACAUAUUGUUGUCAUGAAUGUGGUAAGUCGUUCUCUAGAAGAAGCAGUCUUCAGAGACACAGAAGAAGCAACACAGUAGAAAAACCUCAUUGCUGUUCAGAAUGUGGUAAGUCGUUCUCAAUAAGAAGCCAUCUUCACAUGCACAGAAGAAUCCACACAGGAGAAAAACCUCAUUGCUGUUCAGAGUGUGGUAAGUCUUUCUCAAUGAGAAGCCAUCUUCAGACGCACAGAAGAAUACACACAGGAGAAAAACCUCAUUGCUGUUCAGAGUGUGGUAAGUCGUUCUCAAUGAGAAGCCUUCUUCAGACGCACAGAAGAAUCCACACAGGAGAAAAACCUCAUUGCUGUUCAGAGUGUGGUAAGUCGUUCUCAAUGAAAAGCCAUCUUCAGACGCACAGAAGAAUCCACACAGGAGAAAAACCUCAUUGCUGUUCAGAGUGUGGUAAGUCGUUCUCAAGGAGAAGCAAUCUUCAGAGGCACAGAAGAAUCCACACAUGA
Polypterus senegalus (gray bichir) is the source of this 522-nucleotide messenger RNA. RefSeq names its product gastrula zinc finger protein XlCGF7.1-like. NCBI's taxonomy places the organism in Eukaryota, Metazoa, Chordata, Cladistia, Polypteriformes, Polypteridae. The transcript has a single exon. The record is from RefSeq and is a predicted model, not a curated record. The coding region runs from base 1 to 522 and encodes 173 amino acids.